This is a messenger RNA of Pochonia chlamydosporia 170, 2994 nucleotides long. RefSeq names its product C6 transcription factor RegA. Gene Ontology annotation, biological process: DNA-templated transcription; regulation of DNA-templated transcription. Bases 1 to 2994 code for a protein of 997 amino acids. The transcript has 6 exons. Gene Ontology annotation, molecular function: DNA-binding transcription factor activity, RNA polymerase II-specific; zinc ion binding; DNA binding. NCBI's taxonomy places the organism in Eukaryota, Fungi, Ascomycota, Sordariomycetes, Hypocreales, Clavicipitaceae. The record is from RefSeq and is a predicted model, not a curated record.
AUGACAGGUCCCUCGUUAUCGCAGAUUCUUGAUCCUCCACGACCAGCUUCAAAUGCUCCUCCUCCUCCUCCUCCUCCUCCUCCGCAUCAAGCACCUCAGCCAAAUCUUUCUGCGCCGCCACCACUCCAUCCUGGAGCUUCAGGUUCACAGCAAUCUAUCGGGCAUGCCUCACUAGCCACAGUCCCCGAGUCAAACUCUUCAUAUUCAUACGCCAAUGACGGACUAUCUGCGCAACAAUCUGGUCCGUCGUCGACUGCGACAGCAGCGCCAACUCGGGCAGCUACGUCUUCUGCGCCAUCACGUCAAAAUCACGGAAGCAAUAACUUGUACGCCUGUCGCGAUUGUGGCCGCUCCUACUCUCGACCGGAGCAUCUGGUGAGACACGUUCAAACUCAUACACUUGGUCGACGUUUUACUUGCGAAAUUUGCCAAAAGUCCUUUGCUCGAAAAGAUCUCUUGCGCCGGCAUGUUGCAAAUCAUGACAACGAUUCGCCACAGAAAAGACGGCGAACGAACUCGUCGCCUGGAGCUGGACGUGUUUCUCAAGCAUGUCGACCGUGUGCCAUUGCCAGGGUCAAGUGUGAUGACUCCAAACCAUGCAGACGUUGCGUAAAUCGCAAGUUGACCUGCGUUUACUCGGAAGCAGGCCCUCCGUCCAACGUUCAUCACCAUUUACCGCCGAAUCUGCAUGCUACAGUGACCCACGAUUCUAAUCAGUCUACUGUAGCGGCUGCUAGUACCGAAUCAGGCAACUCUUCCUCACCAGCUUCCCACAGUCAUGCCCAGUCAGCUACCAGUGGCCCUUCAUCUCUCCCUGGAGCAAGUACCAAGACUACGCCAUACUCACAGACAACCUCCUUCAAACCCGAGGAAAGUCAGUUGCCAACACCAGAAACUAUCAUGGACCAAGCGAACAACGAGCCCAUUGUACCACCUGCUUUUGAGCCUUCAACAGCAGUCAUGGACUUCAGCAAUUCACCAUUUUUCGACUUUCUGCGAGAUGUGCUGUAUGAGCAGCCGUUUGAUCCGAAUAAGAUGACAGUCCCGCAAGGCAUGCCCAUUCUUGACUUCUGCGACAAUGCGAACCUCGAACUGACGGAUCUGGAUUUCGGCAUGCUGGACCACUGGAACGUCGAUGGCAUGAUUGAAGGGACAAUGCCGGUGCAGGACUUGAUACCUCAACCUGAAAAGACAGCUGAAAUGAAUCAAAUGCGGAAGAGUCUGGUCAAAGUUUGGACCGAGUCACCAUGGCGAUGGGAUCCAAAGUCAAAUGACAACGGGUAUAAGGAACAGAGCUUCUUUGCCGUGUCAGCCCAAGACACAUCAGGCUCUCAGUUCCAACAUAGCCGGGAUCGCUUGGAAAGAGUUGUGGUUGAGAAACUGGAACAGUCUGGGCGAGACCGUGUGAUGGCUAUUUUGCUCUCUCAGUGCCGCCAGACCUCUGUAGCUAACCAGGUUGCCGCAUCUUUCCCUACUGUCGACGUGUUGGAUACUUUAACGCAUAUAUUCCUUGCUGCGCAGGCCUGUCAAGUUGAUUCCUGGAUUCACUUUCCCACUUUCAAGCUGAAGGACCAGUGGCCAGAAUGGAUUGCUAUGGCUGCGGCCCAUGGAGGUGCCUUGACUCCGGUGCCAACAUUGCGCAAAUUCGGGUUCGCAGUGAUGGAGGCUGUCCGUAUCACGAUUCCAGCUCGGUUUGAGGAGAACAACACAGCCAUCCAGCGGUUAGGCCUGGUUCAAUCACUGAUCCUGGUUCAAGAUCUUGGCUUGUGGAGCGGCAAUCGGCGUAGAAUGGAGAUUGCAGAGUGUCAUCUCGUCAUUCCAGUCACGAUGAUGCGUUAUCGAGGCAAGUUUCAAAGGGCAAAAUAUCCAAUUAUCCAAGUCGACCCUUCGGAUGAAGGCGAGGUUCUUGAGGAAAAAUGGAAGAUGUGGGUAGAGAGGGAACAAUGGAAACGACUUGUCUUUCACUGUUACCUCCGGGAAGCACAAACAUCAAUGACAACGUUGACGAAUCCCUGUUUAUCGUAUUCGGAACUGACACUCCCCUUGCCUGAAGCGAGAGAAUUGUGGUUUGCAAAAACAGCACAGGAAUGGAAGGCACAGUAUCUUGAGAGAAACGCAGGACAUUCGAAGCGGCCACCUUCAGUCGGUGACCUCUUUCACGAUGUACACCUGUUAACGGCAAAUCAUUUGCGUCUAGACGUGCAGUUUUCGAUUUCGAUCUUCCUUCACGGAUUCUGGGCAUUGAUUCUGGAAUAUCGACAACUCAGUUCCGUCCACAAGUCCCGGUCAUAUGCGAACAGCCUAGGCGGAAACCCGAACCUACUCCUGCAGUCCCGUCACCAGGAGCUGGUCAAGGACCUCCAAAGCUUUCACCUCAUUGCGGCUAAUUGGCAAGACAUGUCUGCAAGAGAGCACCUUCUUCUCAACCUGUUGAUGAUGAAUCUGCACGUUUCACUCGACGAUUUGCAACUAUUCUUGGGCAAGGAGGGCGAGGACCAGGCGCGUCGCAUCUACCCAACGUUGCAGCAAUGGGUCACUAGCUCUGAGGCACGGUCAGCAGUUUGGUGCGCAUCGCAAGUUCUACGCUACGCCAAGUUCUUCCCGCCAGGACACCUCAAGGACUUUUACGCGGUAGCCGUACACCACGCGGCGAUAACGGUGUGGACAUAUGGUGUGGUGACGAGAGCGAACCGACAGCAGCUUGCGUCCCUCCAGGCUGGCGCUGAGCGAAUAUACCUGGAUAGCGCGGACUCGAUUGCCAUUCAGCGAUUCAUCGGAUUCGGUCAAGGGGUGCCGAUGAUGAAGGGGCCAGUAGAAGGUGGAUCGACUCCGGAGGCAUCACUUCAUGAUCCUCGAGCUUGCAUGGACAUUGCUCAGAAUAUUCUGCGUGUGAACUUUACGCAGAUACAAGAGGGGUUGCCUCCGAUUGUUGAAAACCUCCUACAGCUGAUUAAACAGCUGGGUAAUGCGGCUUGGGCCGUCGGCCUGGGUUAA